This is a messenger RNA of Prorocentrum cordatum, 922 nucleotides long. NCBI's taxonomy places the organism in Eukaryota, Dinophyceae, Prorocentrales, Prorocentraceae. The record is from the annotation of a GenBank genome assembly.
AGGCCUGUGGCUCCGCGCCCAACAACCCCCACCCCGGCCCCCGCCCGCGGCGGAGCGGGUUGGGCGGCCGCCAUGCAGAUCUUCGUGCGCGACCUGGCGGGGCGUUCGUCGGCGCUGGAGGUCGAGCCAGACGCGGACGCAGUGGGCCUGAAGUCGCAGGUCUCGGCCCUCUGCGGGGUCCCCGCCGCCGAGCAGCGCCUGGUGUUCGCGGGCCGCGCGCUCACGGGCACGGAGGCCCUUCGCGAAUGCGGGCUCGGCGACGGGUCCACCGUGUUCCUGGGUCUGGAGCUGGACGGGGGCGGGAAGAAGCGCAAAAAGAAGACCUACACCAAGCCUAAGAAGAUCAAGCACAAGCGCAAGAAGGUCAAGCUGGCCGUGCUGAAGUUCUACAAGGUAGACUCCAGCGACAAGGUGUCUCGCCUGCGCCGGGAGUGCCCGCACGAGCUGUGCGGUCCAGGCGUGUUCAUGGCCAUGCAUUUCAACCGCUACUACUGCGGCAAGUGCCACCUCACCUACCUCAUCAAGAAGGGCGACGGCGACUGAUGAGAGUUUCCCUCAGAUCCGGGCGUCCUUCGUGAAGAAAACACACGGCACGACAGGACUUGAUUUGGUAAUCUAGCCAUGACGUGUCUACGACGUUGUGUUUUUUUCCGCGACGUCGGAUCCUGGGUCUAGGUGCGCCAGCAAAGCCAACGCAUGCGGCAUACCUCGUGCCCUUGUCAUUUUCUCGUUCGUAGGAUCUGGUUGGGCGCGGGACAGGGGCAGAGUUUUGUCAUGCGGGUUGUUUCAGGGCCUUGACGCGACCAUGGCGGCGGCGGCGGUGUCGCGCACCACCAAAAAGUGCCCGAUCAGAAGCGAACGGGCACGCCCUCCCUCCCUCGCAGGCGCACGCAUCUAAGCGAGAAGCGCGCUUCGCGAAAUU